Molecule: messenger RNA, 1617 nt
Organism: Aspergillus chevalieri
Lineage: Eukaryota; Fungi; Ascomycota; Eurotiomycetes; Eurotiales; Aspergillaceae
Product: GMC family oxidoreductase
Exons: 2
Coding region: 1-1617 (538 amino acids)
Molecular function (GO): flavin adenine dinucleotide binding; oxidoreductase activity, acting on CH-OH group of donors
Source: RefSeq, a predicted model, not a curated record
AUGUUCUCGAAACUCUUCCACACGGAGCAUGACUGGGACUAUUACACGACCGAGCAGCCAGGGGUCGCAUCACGGAGAUUUUACUGGCCUCGGGGACGGAUGCUGGGCGGGUCCACCUCCAUGAACGCCAUGAUCUACCACCACGCAUCCAAAUCCGAUUUCGUCGAGUGGGUUGUCCGCCACGGCUGCGAAGGCUGGGGUUACGACGACCUGCAGCCUUACUUCCGCGCCAUGGAGCGGUUCACUCCCAACGCAGCGCGGCCGGCUAUCGAUGCCAAGCAUCGUGGUGACAAGGGCCACUGGGAGACGGGGUACUCGUGGCUGUCGGAGAUUGGGGAUAAGGGCUUUCUGCCCGCAUGCAAGGACGUAGGGAUUCCCUUGACGGCCGAUAUCAACACGCCCGAGGGUACAUUGGGAGCGACGCGAUUGCAGACAUUCAUCGAUGGCAAGGGCCGGCGGUCCUCCUUCGCCACGGCAUACUUGACGCCCGAGGUGCGCAAACGACCCAACCUGACGAUCGCAUGCAGCGCACAGGUCACUCGUCUGCUUGUUGAUCGACUCAGCGGCCCUGUACCCAGCAUCAUCGGCGUAGAACUCCAAACCAAACGCGGAGGUGAGCUUUUCGAAGUGCACGCGCACAGAGAAGUGAUUCUCUGUGGGGGCGCAACCAACACGCCACAAAUCCUGCUGCUAAGCGGUAUCGGGCCAGAAGAGGAGCUCAACAAACACGGCAUCCCCAUUGUGAAGGUCAAUGAGUCCGUCGGAAAGAACCUCAAAGACCAUCUGGUUCCAACCCCCAUCUCAUGCAAAGCCAAACCGGGCACAACACUGGACUACCUAGGCAACCUGUUGCACGCUCUCCCAGCCCUCGUGCGGUGGCUGGUCCUGGGCAGCGGACCCUUGACGCACAACGCGGGCGAAGCAGCAGCCUUCAUCCGGUCCAACGAGCAUCAGUUUCCGGGCAGGAACACGCCCAAGGACAACACGUCGGGAUCAAUCGGGCCUGAUAUCGAGAUAGUUGGUGCGCCCAUGGCGUUCAUCCACCAUGGCGAGGAGCCCGCACCGCCGGGAGUCAACGUCUUUACACUUGGAUGCUGUUGCCUUCGUCCACAGAGCAAGGGGACGAUAACUCUGCAAAGCAAGGACGCCUUUGAUCCGCCACGCAUCGACCCCAAUUACCUCUCCGAUGAGGAAAACAACGACCUCAAGGUGCUACUUUCCGGUCUCAGGGUCUGCCUACGGAUUAUGCGCAGCCCCGCGCUGGCCAAGUACCUCGAGCCGGUGUCGUCUGACGAUAACCCCUGGUCAUACUGGUGGCCGUAUUCAAGCAGCGAUAUCGAGCAGAUCUCAGACGAGGAUCUAACCAAAUGGUUGAAGGAGAAAGCAUUCACACUAUAUCAUCCUGUGGGGACAGCGCGCAUGGGAACGUCGCCUGCGACCAGCGUCGUCGAUACGCAGUGUCGCGUGCAUGGGGUUGGAAGGUUGCGGGUGCUCGAUGCGAGCGUGUUCCCCGAGCAGAUCAGUGGGCAUCCGACUGCUCCCAUUGGAGCUAUGGCAUAUAAGCUGAGUGAGAUGAUUAGGGCGGGUGAGAAUGGACGUAUGACGGCGAAUUUAUGA